AUGCCGUGGGGUCGUGGUCUCCUUAGGUCAAUCUACAUCAGCUUUGCGAUAUACGCGAUUGGUUUCGGCUACCGCCUUAUUUUGCAGCUCACGCGCUCCGAGCAUGCUCCAAAUAUUCUUGCUCUCAGACGCAGCGGCACAGAGCUGGCUUCAGCGCUCCUCCUUGGAUCAUUUGAAGCAGCAUGGCCUCUCACAACAGCCCUCUCGGCUUGCCUCAAUCUUUUGUGCUUCCUUUGCGUCGUUGACUUCAUCUAUCGAGCCCAAACGUUUCACACUAGUUCUGACUUGUCUUUUGAACGGAUUGGAUAUGUGAAUGCCAGCAGUGCACGUGUUUCAAUUCGGUCACCAAACGAAGCGAUAAUAAAGUUGUGGUACAAACCACAAUCAACGGGCGUCGUGGAAGAGCAAGGAGAGGGACGCUGGCAAGCAGGUCCGGUCGUUUCCACGACGCCAGAAGCCGACUACAUGGCCAGCUUCGUUCUUGAGAACUUGCGCUCCGACACACAGUACGUGUAUUACACCAACGCUAGUCAUAGAGGGAGAUUUCACACACAUCCUGAGUAUCCCAAAAGGUGGUCUAUGGUCUCCAGUAGCUGCAUCAAAGCCUUUUGGCCAUACAACCCUUUGGACCACCCUCUUAGUAUCCGAGGCCUAGAUUUCCUGUCAAAGGUGGCGGAGUCCAGGGAGCUGUCUUUCAUGCUGUUCCUUGGCGACUUCAUUUACAUUGACCUGCCAAAAAGGUUCGGUUGGAAUACGGAGGAUUAUCAGCAAGCUUACAGGCAAGUAUACGCAUCUCCAAGUUGGUCACGAGCUUUGACAGAGCUUCCAUGGUUGCAUCUAUAUGACGACCACGAGAUCACCAAUAAUUGGUCGUCAAACGGGACGGGGAUCUAUCAGCAAGCUAUCAAGGCCUUCAUGACUUACCAUCACGCCGCAAAUCCGCCUCCAUUUCGAGAUGAUCAUACAUACUUCACCUUCCGCCACGGCGAUGUGUCAUUCUUCGUCACGGACACAAGACGCUACCGGUCCGUUGCGAAGAUGAAGGACGGUCCGGAAAAGACUAUGCUCGGCACACAGCAACGGCACGAUUUAGAAACGUGGUUGACCGAUGCUUCUGGAUGGAAGGUCGUCGUCAGCAGUGUCCCCUUCACACGGAAUUGGAGGAGUCCCGACGCCGAGGAUAGCUGGGGUGGCUAUUUAUGGGAGCGAGAGAGACUGCUGCAGAAAAUGUGGCAAACCGACGGCGUUCUGAUCAUCAGUGGUGAUCGACACGAGCAUGCUACCACUUAUUUUCCGCCUCCGGACAGCAAUGACUCGAAAAUUAUCGAGUUCUCGACGUCUCCCCUCAAUCAAUUCUACGAGCCAUUUCGUAGAGACUAUACGCAAAUUGAAGAUACAGACAUCGCAUUGUAUCACCAUUACUCGGGUCACUCCAAGUUUGGGAUCUUCACGUUCGAUACCAAGCAAGAAGACGUCUGGACAAUGGAAUUUGAGCUGAUCGUCGAUGGCCAAAAAAGAUGGUCGCAUGUUGUGCGUCAGUCCCGCCACCCUAGAGAAGCGAUGGCCAUGGUUUAA
This is a messenger RNA of Cladophialophora bantiana CBS 173.52, 1575 nucleotides long. RefSeq lists its product as uncharacterized. The record is from RefSeq and is a predicted model, not a curated record. The transcript has 2 exons. The coding region runs from base 1 to 1575 and encodes 524 amino acids. Lineage: Eukaryota; Fungi; Ascomycota; Eurotiomycetes; Chaetothyriales; Herpotrichiellaceae.